This is a messenger RNA of Myiozetetes cayanensis, 2340 nucleotides long. RefSeq names its product protein phosphatase 1 catalytic subunit gamma (gene PPP1CC). NCBI's taxonomy places the organism in Eukaryota, Metazoa, Chordata, Aves, Passeriformes, Tyrannidae. The record is from RefSeq and is a predicted model, not a curated record. Bases 207 to 1178 code for a protein of 323 amino acids. Gene Ontology annotation, cellular component: cytoplasm; nucleus. The transcript has 7 exons. Gene Ontology annotation, molecular function: protein serine/threonine phosphatase activity.
UGCGCGGGUCUCGCUCGCGGAGGGGACGGCGGCCAUUUUGUUCGGAGCUGGGUCUGCGCUGAGGGGGCGGGCGGGGGGGACGGAGAGAGCGAGGGAAGACGCGGAGUAGGAAGGGCAACAACGAGACGGAACGAGGAGAGGGACGUGGGGCCGGCCAAGCCGCGAGCGGAGCGGCGGGGAGGGCUCCGCCCGGCCACUGAGAGGCGAUGGCGGACAUAGACAAGCUCAACAUCGACAGCAUCAUCCAACGGCUGCUGGAGGUGCGGGGAUCAAAGCCAGGCAAGAACGUGCAGCUCCAGGAGAAUGAAAUUAGAGGACUGUGCUUGAAAUCCAGAGAAAUCUUUCUGAGUCAGCCUAUUCUGCUAGAACUUGAAGCUCCACUGAAAAUCUGUGGUGACAUCCAUGGACAAUACUAUGACUUGCUCCGACUCUUUGAAUAUGGAGGUUUUCCACCAGAAAGCAACUACCUGUUCCUUGGAGAUUACGUUGACAGAGGAAAACAAUCUUUAGAAACAAUUUGUCUUCUGUUGGCCUACAAAAUCAAAUACCCAGAGAAUUUCUUCCUCCUCAGAGGGAACCACGAAUGUGCCAGCAUCAAUAGAAUUUAUGGGUUUUAUGAUGAGUGUAAGAGAAGAUACAACAUUAAGCUGUGGAAAACCUUCACAGACUGUUUUAACUGUUUACCAAUUGCAGCUAUUGUGGAUGAGAAAAUAUUCUGCUGUCACGGGGGUUUGUCACCAGACCUGCAGUCAAUGGAGCAGAUCAGACGAAUCAUGCGGCCCACUGAUGUACCAGACCAGGGUCUCCUGUGUGACCUCCUGUGGUCUGACCCUGACAAGGAUGUCUUGGGCUGGGGUGAAAAUGACAGAGGAGUGUCCUUCACUUUUGGUGCUGAAGUGGUUGCUAAGUUUCUCCACAAACAUGAUUUGGAUCUCAUAUGUAGAGCUCAUCAGGUUGUUGAAGAUGGAUACGAGUUCUUUGCAAAAAGGCAGUUGGUAACUCUCUUUUCUGCCCCGAAUUACUGUGGAGAAUUUGAUAACGCGGGUGCCAUGAUGAGCGUGGAUGAAACACUAAUGUGCUCCUUCCAGAUCUUGAAACCUGCAGAGAAGAAGAAGCCCAAUUCCAGCAGACCCGUAACACCUCCCAGGGGUAUGAUCACAAAACAAGCCAAGAAAUAGUCACUUUGGCUCUGCCUUGUUGGGACUUGUAUCAUAGUCUAUAACCUCCAUUUUUAAACCUGUCAUGUUGUGCUGUUCAGCUUGCUCAAAAUAGAUAACGUGUUUGUGGUUUUCCUUUUCCAUUUGAUGAAUGGCAUUUGCUGGUUGUAACAGCGAAUGAAAAGACUUUUCCUCCCUCCCAGGAAAAAAAAAAAAAAAAAAAAAGAGUUUCCGAGUCCCCUUUUGUCGGUGUUACAGCUGCACAGCACCCCCUGCCAGCCGGGUAAGGCACGGCUGCUGGGACUGUACCAUGAGUAGUGUGAAUCUUGUUCUUUAGGAUCUGAAGAGGGCACUCGUGUGCUGUGAGAGUAGAGGUUUGUUCCUGUCAGCGAUUACAUACUGUUUAUACAAACCACUGUGAACUUUUUUUUUUGUUUUUUACGUUAAAUUUUGUUUUAAAGGUUUGUUUUAAAGGGAUUGCUUUUCUUUUAAUGUCUUGUCUGUAGUUUUUAUUGCUGUUGACAUUAGGAAUAACCGUCAACCUUGCCAGCAUCACUGGUAGGAUAUAUAUUUAAUUCAGACACACGGUCCUCUCCUUAUACUUCAAAUGACAAUUAAAGCCAUUAUUUUAAGUGUUUGUGUCUCUUUCCUGAAGCCAAAGUUCGCUUAGAAACCCGUUUGUACACGACCCCCCCGCCGAGUUGGCCGGGCUUCCCAUCCACACCUUCCUCUCGGAGAGCAAAGGAAGUCCUGGCUGGAAAUAGCACAUAAACACUUGUCCGUGCUCAGAGUGAACACAUUUUGUACAGUUUCCUUGUGUUCCGUGGAGCAGAUCGUAGUGCUGAGACAGCAGUCCCAGGGCAGGGACAGAAAUGGCUCAGGAUCUGCCAGAAGGGGUUUGUGCGUUUCAGCCUAAAGACUUUGUUCGACAAAGAAACCCAGAAACUCGAUAAGCCAACCAGAGGUGUUACUCUUGAUCACUGGUUUAUAUAAAUCUCUCACAGAAUCUUGUUUUUUAAAAGCUGUUGAUCUUUUUUGAACAGAUGACAGUGUACAAUACCAUGUAGUGAUAAUCACUUAUUAAAUGAUGAAAUUGUUAAAUCUUCUCCGUGUUGGUUUAUCACAACCUAGACCCUGCUCUCCAAGGGCCUGACUUAGAGAAAUAAAUUGUUCUGGAAACCCA